UAAUAAGGUUACAACCAUCAGCAAUACAUUCUCAGCACCACACCCUGUCAAACACCCGUCUCCUGUAUGCAACUCUUCUGUCUCUAUGUUCUCUCCUCUGACUGACACUGAGGUCUCUAAACUCCUCCUCUCCAACCACCCCACCACCUGUUCCCUUGACCCCAUUCCUUCUCACCUUCUCCAGGCCAUUUCUCCGUCCACCCUACCUGCACUCACACACAUAAUUAACACAUCUCUACUUACAGGCACUUUUCCCACUACAUUUAAGCAGGCUCGAGUAACCCCACUGCUGAAGAAACCCGCACUUAAUCCCACACAAAUUGAACACUACAAUCAAAUAUCUGCCUAUCUCUCACAGAACAAGCUGCUGGAUGACAAUCAAUCAUGCUUCAAAAGUGGACACUCCACCGAGACUGCCCUGCUGUCUGUCAUUGAGUCGCUGAGACGGGCGAAAGCUGAAUCCAGAUCAUCAGUCCUGAUUCUGCUGGACCUUUCUGCAGCCUUUGACACAGUCAACCAUCAAAUCUUACUCUCCACCCUCUCCUCGCUGGGCAUCACAGGAACUGUGCUUGACUUGUUUAAUUCCUAUCUCUCAGCCCAACGACACCACAGUGACUGCUCGAAUUUCUGCCUGCCUGGCAGACAUCUCGGCCUGUAUGAAGGAGCACCACCUGCAACUCAAUCCAGCCAAAACUGAACUCCUUGUCUUUCCAGCCAACCCUGCUGUUGAACACAACAUCACCGUGCAGCUGGGUGCAACUACAGUAACGCCUUCCAAAUCGGUCAGAAAUCUAGGGGUAACCAUCGACAACAGACUACAUUUCACAUACCACAUCUCAAAGACCGCAAGAUCAUGUAGAUUUACACUCUACAAUAUCAGGAAGAUAAGACCCUUCCUCUCUGAACAUGCCACACAACUGCUUGUUCAGUCACUUGUCAUAACUAGACUUUACUACUGUAAUGCUCUCAUUGCAGGCCUCCCUGUAUGUGCAAUUAGACCCCUGCAAAUGAUCCAGAAUGCAGCAGCACGUCUGGUCUUUAAUGAACCAAAGAGAGCACGUUACACCACUCCUUGUCUCUCUCCACUGGCUGCCGGUUGAUGCACGCAUCAAAUUCAAGGCUCUGAUGCUGGCAUAAUGAACAGUCACUGGGUCUGCUCCAGCAUACCUAAAAUCAUUUAUGCAGAACUACGCGCCCACUAGAAGCCUGCGGUCGGCUAAGGAACGUCGCCUUGUAGUACCAACACAAAGAGGCACCAAAACACUUUCCCGGACUUUCAGCUUCAUCAUACCAUGUCAGGUGGAACAACUUUCCCAACUCCAUCCGUGAAGCUGACUCACUCUCUGUCUUCAAAAAACGACUAAAAACACAUCUGUUUCAUGAGCACUUAACCAGUCAUUAAAAAUAAUAAUAAUAAUAAUAAUAAUUCCUGUUGUACUUUAUUCUGUUUUGAAUACUAUUAUGAUGCUAGUGAUACUUUGUAAUACAGCACAUUUCAUACCACUGUCUCCUAAGAUGAUUCGCUUAUGUUUUCCUCUUUUGUAAGUCGCUUUGGAUAAAAGCGUCUGCCAAAUGAAUAAAUGUAAAUGUAAAUGUUACCUUUGACGUUUCUUUCAAUUGCCAGCAUUCACUGGGCAGAACUGA
Messenger RNA from Myxocyprinus asiaticus (Chinese sucker), 1644 nucleotides. RefSeq lists its product as uncharacterized. The coding region runs from base 86 to 697 and encodes 203 amino acids. The transcript has 2 exons. The record is from RefSeq and is a predicted model, not a curated record. NCBI's taxonomy places the organism in Eukaryota, Metazoa, Chordata, Actinopteri, Cypriniformes, Catostomidae.